AAUAAGAUAUUAACUUUUUAAGGGCAGCAAGUUAAAUGAGUGUCACAAUUUUCAGAAUAAUUUAAGUAGCAAGCAAAACGACUGUCAAAAAGUGGUCAAAUAUCCACUUGCAUCAAGUCAAAGAGCUGUUGAUAUAAGUUAGCACCGAUGUUUGCACAUCGCGCCGAGGGUUACGAUAUCUAUAGAAUAUUAAGUGUUAGUACUCCCUUAUCCGUUCAGUAGUCCCGCGAAAGCCUUACCGGGUAAACGUAACCCAAGGUUGCCAAGGACGAACGUUCUGUGUUUUUGAAAUAACAGCCAGUGUCAUUAUUAGCGGCCAUUUAAUUAAAAACAAAACUAACUCGAAUCAACUGUCUUUUACCCAUCGUAUUUUUUUUCUUGUAUUUUUUUAAAUUUGGCGUACGUCAUGAGUUUUUAAUAACAGAUUUAUUUCUGCAUAAAACCUUUUUUGUUUAAAUAACUUCACGAUGUAUGGGUGGUUAUUAGAAAGUGUUCAGCAUUUCAUAGUGGAAGAAUGCGGGGAAGAAAUAUGGGAAACGAUUCUACGGGAAUCGGGAGCGAGGAACACCGUGUUCAGUGCCACUCAGCAAUAUCCAGAUGCUCUUAUGCUCCGGCUGGCAAGUGCGUUAGCUCGAUUGAUCAGCAAAGAUCCCAACAGCCCUACUCCAUCUACACCAGGCAGUCCCGCGUUACAGCGCACGCCACCCAAAAGACCCUCAAUAAAGUCUAAACCAAGCUGGAGAAGUGCCUCAGUCCAUACCGACAACAGAACACAAAGCUACAAGUGCCCAUUCACAGCCACGAAUGCUUUGAAGAAUGUUACUAAACAGGAAAUCGAGGCCUACAACUCCUCAGAAGAGAUCAGAUCACCCGUCGCAGCGUCUACCGGCAAAAUUAACGAGACCAGGAUUAGAGAGGAAGCUGAAAUAGUAGCUCGUGAGUUUCAUAGGCGGAGCUUAGGAAUCAAGUUUGAAAGUCACAAGGUUAAGGAAGAGGCAGAAGAGAAGGCACCUGAAGAACCGAUUCCUGAGACAACACCAGAGACUCCUGAGAAUGUGGAGACUUCUGAAGCAACUCCAGUAGAACUUCCCGCUUCCGAACCUACGUCACCAGAUGUCGAAAGUCCGAAAAGGAACUCUAUUCGAAAGGCCACAGCUCGUAAAACAAGCUGUACGGUAGCUCUAGACGUUUACCGACGUCGAGGCUCAUCAAUUCCCGUUCGUUCUCGACUGAACAGCCUUAGCCUGGUCAGUGGAGAUAAGCUUAACUACCUGAGGGAUAAAUUCGGCACACCUGAGAAAGUCAUGCAUUUCUUCGGAAGAUGUUUUGUAAAGUUCUUCAGUAAUUAUGGAUACGACACCAUGAUCCGCGCGACCGGCCGUUACUUCUGCACGUUCCUGCAGUCGGUGGACAACAUCCACCAGCGCAUGCGCUUCACAUUUCCGCGCAUGCGCUCUCCCAGCAUGCAACUCACUCGAGCGCAUAGGCAUGGAGCUGAGCUGGUGUAUAGCAGUGGCAGGACUGGCUAUACACAUUAUCUUAUGGGUCAGCUGUACGAGAUAGCGGAGGAUAUUUUCUCUCUGAAGCUGAAGGUGUCAGUAGUGAAAGAGAGUAUGGAAGGAAGUUACUACGUAGCAGUGCUGAGACUGGAAUUUGACAACAGCGACUAUGUCCAAUCACUUAUGUUACGAAAGAGCCUACCGUGCCCAUUGCCAGCAGUGCCGGCGUCCUUACUGCUGCAGCUAUUCCCUUUCGGAGUCCUGCUUGACAGAAGAAUGAAGAUACUCAUGGCUGGAGAGAGAUUAGUAGCAGCCUGGGGUGGUCCUGUGAACCGCAUAGAAAAGUCAGCAAUCUCAGAAAUUUUGCGUCUUCGGAAACCAAAAGUAUCUUUCACUUGGGAUAAGGUGGUAUGCAUGCAGACAAUGAUCUUUGAUCUGGAACUGCUCCGGUACCGUGCCCGUGGUAUCACUGACGCUCGGCGCGGCUCCCACGGUGCUCGAUCCGUGCUCCUCCGCGGGCCCAUCUACUUUCUUGAAGAAAUAGAUGCUUUAAUAUUCCUUUGCAGUCCUAUUUUCAAUGAUCUUGAUGAGCUUCGACAAGCAGGCCUGUACCUGGCCGAUAUGAACGGUCACGGACUUUCUAAAGAGAUGCUUCUCCAAGGAUGGCAACAUCUCUCCCGGUUAGAGCUACUCUUCGAGAAAGCGGAGAGCAGGAGUAUGUCUCUGGAGAAGUCCUGCAGACUCCUGGACCAGUGGAAGAAGAGGGGGGAUCAGUUGCUGUACUCAAUGAUACCGAAAGGAGUCGCUGAUCAUUUGAGAGCGGGGAAAGAUCCUAUGGCGGCUUGUCAGGCGUUUGAGAACGUGACGAUAAUAUUUUGCGGCGUACAAAUAGCAGAAGCCGGGACCCGUGCUGACGUUAUGCAGACCGUCGCCUAUAUGAAUGAUGUUUACUCGAGAAUCGACAGGCUCCUUGAUACACAUCGAGUUUACAAGGUGGAGACAGUUGGUACAGUAUACAUGUUGGUGUCGGGUGCCCCGGAGCGGCGCCGCGCGCACGCCGCAUCUGCCGCCAGCGCUGCACUAGCCAUCGCACGCGCCAUUCCUGCACUAACUGUCGGUAUACACACAGGCCCUGUAGUAGCCGGUGUGUUAGGCUUGCGCUUGCCUCGGUACUGUUUGGUCGGGGACACCGUCAACACAGCCAGCAGGAUGCAGACAUCAUCCGAGCCCGGCCGUGUCCAAAUCUCGGCAGUCACGGCAGCGCAACUGCCUGCGGGAAGAUUCAGGCUUCGGCAAAGAGGGCCCAUCAAAGUCAAGGGCAAAGGAAUGAUGGAGACAUUCUGGCUUGAAGGGGAGGUGGAAGAGGAGGAACAGAACGAUGCGUUUCAUCUGUUCUCUAUACUAUGCGGUGACAACUAAAAUAAAUCUUGGCAUAUAUGUUAAAGCAGGGCAAUCUUCAAAUUAAAAAAUCUUAUUAUGUUUUAGAUUGACAAAAACAAAAAUAGGUCCUGAGCCUCAUAGCAUAAACAAAAAGA
This is a messenger RNA of Trichoplusia ni (cabbage looper), 3034 nucleotides long. RefSeq names its product soluble guanylate cyclase 89Da-like. Gene Ontology annotation, cellular component: guanylate cyclase complex, soluble. NCBI's taxonomy places the organism in Eukaryota, Metazoa, Arthropoda, Insecta, Lepidoptera, Noctuidae. Gene Ontology annotation, biological process: nitric oxide-cGMP-mediated signaling; response to oxygen levels; cGMP biosynthetic process. The transcript has 14 exons. The coding region runs from base 468 to 2918 and encodes 816 amino acids. Gene Ontology annotation, molecular function: oxygen sensor activity; heme binding; guanylate cyclase activity. The record is from RefSeq and is a predicted model, not a curated record.